UCUCUCUCUCUGUCAGGUUUCUGAGUUUGAUCCGGUUCAUCUGUGAGCAUCAUGUUGUGUUGUGUUUGUAUCUGAGUUUAUACAACACUGAGUGUCUAAUGGUACGACAUGAACACACACGUUAUGAGUCUUAUCCCCUCACUAGUGGCUCUUCUAAGAUAAGAUCAGAGAUGUUUGUUUGUGGGUGUGACACUGACAGUAUCAGUAUGGUUAACACACACACACACUUCAGUCAGCAUCAACACUGCUGUGUAAGAGUCACACACUUGUGUUAGUGUGAACACAACGCAGAAGAUGCUGAUGUUUAGGGCAGAUGGAGUUAUGGGUGGAGUCAGAGCUUAGGUUAAUUUGUUGGGUGGGGUGGAGCUAAUGAGUUACUUUAAAGGGGACAUAUUAAGAAAAUCGUUUUCCAUGUUUAAGUGCUAUAUUGGGUCCCCAGUGCUUCUAUCAACCGAGAAAAUGUGAUAAAGUUCAACCCAGUAACUUAGUUUUGGUAAACCAUUCUCUGUAAGCAUGUAAAAAAAUAGCUCAUAGAACUUUGGCUCCCCUUAUGAUGUCAGAAGGGGAUCUUAUUAUAAUAAUACCGCCCCUUUAUCUGCACCAACCACAGCACUGACAUUUAGUGAAGAGAGAGAGAGAAAGAAUGAUUGACAGCACAAUUGAGUUUCAAUUUCAUCAAACCAUAAUUAUGGUGAUCAGUGUUUGCAUUUCAUCAGCUCAUUUGCAUUUUUAAGGACACACACAAAACACAGCACUUCUUUGCUCACACCUACAAGGUGUCAAUUUUAAGAUGUUAUAAUAAAUGAUCUGUGGGGUAUUUUGAGCUAAAACUUCACAUACAGACUCUGAGGACACCAAAGAUUUAUUUCACAUCUUUAAAAAGUCUCAUAAUAUGACCUCUUUAAAGAUAAGAGUAUGUUAUACAAUAGAGUUUUAAAUGAGAACUACAUGACUGAUCAAAAUAAAAGAAAAAACUUGAUCAGAUAGAUGAACAGAGAGAGAGAGAUGAUGUUACUGACUGAUCUGUUAACAGAGUUUACGAUAAGAGAGAGAAUCAGGAAAUAACACAGGAAAUAUAAAACACAAGAACUGAAAUGUGAAUCUUCCUCUUUCUUCUGAGUCAAGUACAACGGUCCAAACAUUUGUCUUUCAUCAUCAACAUAAACCGAUAUGCUGGCGUUAAGGGUUGUGCUGUUUCUUCUGUGUGGAUCUCUGAUCUGUUCAGAGAUCAGACAUUUAAAUGAUCAAUGGAUCACCUGGAAAUCACAACACAAUAAGACCUACAGAAACACAAAGGAGGAGGUGUACAGGAGAUCCAUCUGGGAGAAGAAUUUUCAGGAUGUUCUGAAACAUAACGAGGAAGCAGAUGUUGGGCUUCACACAUUCACACUGGGUCUCAAUCAUCUCAGUGAUAUGACAGCAGAUGAAGUCAAUCCUUCGCUCAACGGUUUAAUGGAAGAAGAUUUUUCUGAUAUGAAUUUAACACUGAGCCCUUCGACACCUGCACUUCACCUGAACCUCCCAUCCAGAGUCAACUGGACUGAGCAUGGAGUCGUCAGUCCUGUCCAAAACCAGGGUAUGUGUGGGUCGUGUUGGGCCUUCAGUGCCGUUGGGGCUCUUGAGGGUCAGAUGAAAAGAAAAACUGGAGUUUUGGUUCCGUUGAGUCCUCAGAAUCUUCUGGACUGCAGUGUGAGUUUGGGGAAUCACGGCUGUAAAGGUGGAUACCUGUCUCGUGCUUUUCUCUACAUCAUCCGUAACAAAGGGAUCGACUCCAACAUGUUUUACCCCUAUGAGCACAAGCAAGGUUUGUGUCGAUAUUCAGUGACUGGUCGAGCUGGAUAUUGUUCAGGGUUUCAGAUUAUUCCUCCACACAAUGAAGCAGCCAUUCAGUUUGCUGUGGCUAAUGUUGGACCCGUUUCUGUCGGUAUGAAUGCCAAACUCGCCUCCUUCCACAGAUACAGAAGUGGAAUAUAUAAUGAUCCAAAGUGCAGCUUUGGGUUGAUCAAUCAUGCAGUUCUAAUCGUGGGCUAUGGAUCAGAAAAUGGAAAAGAUUACUGGCUGGUGAAGAACAGUUGGGGGACGAGUUGGGGUGAAAAUGGAUUCUUCCGUAUUGCACGAAAUAAAAACAUGUGUGGAAUAUCCAGCUUUGCUAUUUACCCCAAAAUCUGAACUUCUUUCAUCUGUUCAUUAAACACACUGUAGGAGCCAAAUCUUAAGAAAAUAAGUCUCUGUGUUUUUAGACAAGCACAAAUUCACUUACAAUGUGUAUUUUGUUUAAAAGACUUCAUUUUGCUUAUCAAGAAAAUACAUCUUGAUUUAAGAAUUUUUAAAUAUUUGUACUUAAAACAAGACAAAAAAUACUGAGUAAGAAAGUCAUUUUUUGCAGUGUGGGUGAUUCAAUGAAAUGUUUUAUUUUAAAAUACCUUAAUCAGCAAAUUUCCUUUUUAUUCAUUUAAAACAAGGUUUGAUUUGUUUAAAGGCAGUCGCUAUCUAUUUAGUCGGUAGCUAUUGAAAAGGUAAUGGCACAAGUGUUUGUCAUUUAAGAAUAUGUUGUCCAUUUAUUAUUUUCAAAAGAUUUUAAUUUGAAUCUGUUUAAAUAACAACAUAUAUAGCAGUACGUGUUAUGAGAUUUUCAGCUGAGAAAGUGAUAAAAUACCAAAAUAAUUCAUUAAAAUGAUUCUUUGUGCAAGGUAGAGAACACAAUUAUGUUUGUUAUGAUCAUUGUUGUUUUACCAAAUUAUAUCAUUAAAAUCUGCCAUGACGUUCCAGUGGUGCGUGAGAAUGA
Paramisgurnus dabryanus is the source of this 2785-nucleotide messenger RNA. It is a transcript of the gene ctss1, whose product is annotated as cathepsin S, ortholog 1. Gene Ontology annotation, biological process: proteolysis. Gene Ontology annotation, molecular function: cysteine-type peptidase activity. Lineage: Eukaryota; Metazoa; Chordata; Actinopteri; Cypriniformes; Cobitidae. The record is from RefSeq and is a predicted model, not a curated record.